GGAGGAGGGAGGGGGAGGAGGAGGGAGGGAGAGCCGUGGCGGCGGCUGCGCCGGGCUGUGUCUCUCGCCGCCGGAGGAAGAUGAGGCUGAAGAUUGGGUUCAUCUUACGCAGUUUGCUGGUGGUGGGGAGCUUCCUGGGGCUCGUGGUCCUCUGGUCUUCCCUCUCCGCACGGCCGGACGAGCCGAGCCCGCUGAGCAGGAUGAGGGAAGACAGAGAUGUCAAUAACCCCAUGCCUAACCGAGGAGGCAAUGGACUAGCUCCCGGGGAUGACAGAUUCAAACCUGUGGUGCCAUGGCCUCAUGUGGAAGGAGUAGAAGUGGACUUAGAGUCUAUUAGAAGAAAAAACAAGGCCAAAAAUGAACAGGAACACCAUGCUGGCGGAGAUUCCCAAAAAGACAUAAUACAGAGGCAAUAUCUCACAUUUAAGCCUCAGACGUUCACCUACCAUGAUCCUGUGCUACGCCCCGGGAUCCUCGGUAACUUUGAACCCAAAGAACCUGAACCUCAAGGAGUGGUUGGCGGCCCUGGAGAGAAAGCCAAGCCAUUGGUUUUGGGAUCAGAAUUCAAACAUGCAGUUCAAGCCAGCAUUAAGGAAUUUGGAUUUAACAUGGUGGCAAGUGACAUGAUCUCACUGGACCGCAGCGUCAAUGACUUACGACAAGAAGAAUGCAAGUAUUGGCAUUACGAUGAAAACCUGCUCACUUCGAGUGUUGUCAUUGUCUUCCAUAAUGAAGGAUGGUCAACACUCAUGAGGACAGUCCACAGUGUAAUCAAAAGAACUCCAAGGAAGUAUUUAGCAGAAAUUGUGUUAAUUGAUGACUUCAGUAAUAAAGAACACCUGAAAGAAAAACUGGAUGAAUAUAUUAAACUGUGGAAUGGCCUAGUGAAGGUAUUUCGAAAUGAGAGAAGAGAAGGUUUAAUUCAAGCACGAAGUAUUGGUGCUCAAAAGGCCAAACUUGGGCAGGUUCUGAUAUACCUCGACGCGCACUGCGAAGUGGCAGUGAACUGGUAUGCGCCACUGGUAGCCCCCAUAUCUAAGGACAGAACCAUUUGCACUGUGCCGCUUAUAGAUGUCAUAAAUGGCAACACGUACGAAAUUGUACCCCAAGGGGGUGGUGAUGAAGAUGGGUAUGCGCGAGGAGCCUGGGACUGGAGUAUGCUCUGGAAACGGGUGCCUCUGACCGCUCGAGAGAAGAGCCUGAGAAAGACAAAAACCGAACCGUAUCGGUCCCCAGCCAUGGCUGGUGGAUUAUUUGCCAUCGAGCGAGAGUUCUUCUUUGAACUGGGUCUCUACGAUCCAGGUCUCCAGAUUUGGGGUGGUGAAAACUUUGAGAUUUCCUACAAGAUAUGGCAGUGUGGUGGGAAGUUGCUGUUCAUUCCUUGUUCUCGUGUUGGACACAUAUACCGUCUUGAGGGCUGGCAAGGAAAUCCUCCACCCCUUUACGUUGGGUCGUCUCCAACUCUGAAGAAUUAUGUUAGAGUUGUGGAGGUUUGGUGGGAUGAAUAUAAAGACUACUUCUACGCUAGCCGUCCUGAAUCGAAGGCAUUACCCUAUGGUGAUAUAUCUGAGCUGAAAAAGUUCCGAGAAGACCAUAACUGCAAAAGUUUCAAGUGGUUCAUGGAGGAAAUAGCCUACGACAUCACCUCACACUACCCUCUGCCCCCGAAAAAUGUUGACUGGGGAGAGAUCAGAGGUUUUGAAACUGCUUACUGCAUUGACAGCAUGGGGAAAACGAAUGGAGGCUUUGUUGAGCUUGGGCCUUGCCACAGGAUGGGAGGGAAUCAGCUUUUCCGAAUCAAUGAAGCAAAUCAACUUAUGCAAUAUGACCAAUGUUUGACGAAAGGGCCUGAUGGAUCAAAAGUUAUGAUUACACACUGUAACCUAAAUGAAUUCAAGGAAUGGCAGUACUUCAAGAACCUACACAGGUUUACUCACAUUCCUUCAGGGAAGUGUUUAGAUCGCUCAGAGGUCCUGCAUCAAGUGUUCAUCUCCAGUUGUGACUCCAAUAAAAUGACUCAAAAGUGGGAAAUGAAUAACAUCCACAGUGUUUAGAAAGAAAGGAAUAAUCUACCUACUGACUAGUAAAUUUAUACAGGACUGAAAACCGCCUGAAACCUGCUGCAACGAUUAUUAUUAACUCUGUACAGCUCCCAACGUGGAACCUCCUGAUCAGUUUGAAGGACAAUGAUAAACUGUGAUUUUACAAUAACAUUAUCAUAUGCAGUUACUGUUUACAAAACUGCUUUUACCUUAAACUUUGUAGAUGUUUACAUCCUUUUUGUUUUUGUUUCAAGAUGAUGUUGGUAAUUUGUACCUUUAACUCUGCUUUGUUAGCACAGAGUUAAAAGCAUUGUCUUCUUUGGGAUUACACUCAGGGGUCUGAAAGGCAGUUUGAUUUUUUUUUUUUUAACACACACUUGAAAAAAGGUUGGAGUAACCAAACUUUCAUAUAUAACUUGGUGAUUAUCAACCUGUUGUGUCUUUAUUUAAUUUUACAUCUUUUUGAAGCACUGCCACAGGUUAUUAGCCAAGGUGGCCUUCCUUCACAGUCAUGCUGCUUUUUUGCAAGGUGAAUUUCAACAACACAUUUAGUGCCUCUCUCAUUUCUUGGUAUGUUUUUCAAAACCUUUUGAUGAAAUUUAUAGGCUGAUAAUAAGAUGAAUUGUCGUCACCUGUAUGGGAAAUAUUUGAACCACUCAGAAACAGAUUUAUGUGCUGCCAUUUGAUAUGAAGUUGAAUGCUCUAUAGCUUCAACAAGAAAUGACAAUGGGAACAUCUCAAGGCUAUUUCAUAGGGUUUGAAGAUUAUGUGGCAUUAACUUUGUGACCUACUGGUAUUCUCUAUGCCAUCUACCAUACGAACUCUAGAGAUGCAAGAGCCUUUCAGCUAGGAAAAGACUGUCCACAUACAUUUGGGAUUUACUUUUCCUUAGUAUUUGUGAAUAUAUUAAA
Molecule: messenger RNA, 2953 nt
Organism: Octodon degus (degu)
Lineage: Eukaryota; Metazoa; Chordata; Mammalia; Rodentia; Octodontidae
Gene: Galnt7
Product: polypeptide N-acetylgalactosaminyltransferase 7
Exons: 12
Coding region: 81-2054 (657 amino acids)
Cellular component (GO): Golgi apparatus
Source: RefSeq, a predicted model, not a curated record